Messenger RNA from Capsella rubella, 862 nucleotides. RefSeq names its product ethylene-responsive transcription factor ERF003. The record is from RefSeq and is a predicted model, not a curated record. The transcript has 2 exons. Gene Ontology annotation, molecular function: DNA-binding transcription factor activity; DNA binding. The coding region runs from base 113 to 694 and encodes 193 amino acids. Lineage: Eukaryota; Viridiplantae; Streptophyta; Magnoliopsida; Brassicales; Brassicaceae. Gene Ontology annotation, biological process: regulation of DNA-templated transcription.
CUCAUCAUUCUUUUCUUCUUCUUUCUUAACAUUUCCACAAACCACUAAACACUUAAAAACUCACCUGAACAAACCAUACACUACUCCAUUCUCAUCCACAAGCAAAACUAAAAUGGCACGACCACAACAACGUUUCCGAGGUGUUAGACAAAGGCAUUGGGGUUCUUGGGUCUCCGAGAUUCGUCACCCUCUCUUGAAAACAAGAAUCUGGUUGGGAACAUUUGAGACCGCGGAAGAUGCGGCAAGAGCCUACGACGAGGCUGCGAGGCUAAUGUGUGGCCCGAGAGCACGUACCAAUUUCCCAUACAACCCUAAUGCAGUUCCUACUUCCUCUUCCAAGCUUCUCUCAGCAACUCUCACAGCCAAACUCCACAAAUGCUACAUGGCUUCUCUUCAGAUGACCAAACAAACGCAAACGCAAACACAAACUCAUAACUCAAGAUUACGAACCACGGAAACUGACGGGGACAACAUCAAUGGCGUGAUGGCCAAUGGGAACCAGUUUAACAGAGGAGGAGGAGGAGGAGGAGGAGUAAAAGCAGAGACGACGGAGAUCAAGUGGGAAGAUGGAAACAUGAACAUGGAACAGAACUUUAGUCCCUUGGAGGAUGAUCAUAUCGAGCAAAUGAUUGAAGAGCUGCUUCACUACGGUUCCAUUGAGCUUUGUUCUGUUUUACCAACUCAGACGCUUUAAAGAAACGGCCCUGUCGUUUUAGCGUAUUCUUUUUAUUUUAUUUUCAGCAAAACGGCGUCGUUUGAGUAGUAGUGAAGAGAAGAAAAAGGCUAAUUUCCCCCAAAAGACAUUUUGAUCUGAAUUGGCCUCUUUUGAAACACUGUGAUUCUAGUUUCUAUAAGAGCAAUC